This is a messenger RNA of Nelumbo nucifera (sacred lotus), 1651 nucleotides long. Its product is annotated as putative 6-phosphogluconolactonase 4, chloroplastic. Gene Ontology annotation, molecular function: 6-phosphogluconolactonase activity. Lineage: Eukaryota; Viridiplantae; Streptophyta; Magnoliopsida; Proteales; Nelumbonaceae. Gene Ontology annotation, biological process: pentose-phosphate shunt; carbohydrate metabolic process. The record is from RefSeq and is a predicted model, not a curated record.
GGAAGUAACGCACUAUUCACCCUCUUCCUAGCUCGAAGGCAGAACCAGAGCAGUAGCGGCCGAUCUUCCUCUUUCUUUACUCUUAUCUCCGUUGCAGCGGUACGCUGUAUCGCAAUCCCUCUUUCAGAACUCUUUUCCCCCGCUUUCUUCCUUCUACAUCUCUCUUUCUCAUUCCCCUUCUUCUCAGUUUUUUCUUCUUCGGUCACUGAUUCAUCUCUUCAAUCUUGACGAGAACAGAAAGACGAAAGUGCCUCUUUUCUUCUUUGCAGAGGAUCAUCACCGAUUAGGAGCAAACCGCAGCCAUCACCGGAGGAAAAAGGUUCAGGCGUGAGAUUUUUCGGAUCUUCUCUGGUUACGGCAUACAAUCACAGGUCGAACUCAUCCAAGAAAUUUUCACCGGGGAAAAUAUCCCCCCUCUCAUCAGUUUCCCGGGUCCUUCCUCAAGCAACGACUCUUUCCAAAACAAACCAGUCGAAAGAAGAAGCUAUCCCCUGUUAAUCUAUCGUCUCAGGCCGACAUAUAGUUCAGUCGCUGGUUCUCGCCAAAAGGCCCAAAACCCCUAUUUGCUGGCUAAGAACGAAAGCAGUUUCCUCAUCAGCCAGAGAUCCGAUCAGAUUCAGGUCUGCCAUGGCAGGAACGGCGGCCUCCGAGAAAGGGAAAGGGGACUUACAGGUGUUUGAAAGUGAGGAAGAUUUGUCAGUUUCGCUAGCUAAAUAUACCGCUGAUUUAUCAGAAAAGUUCAUCCAAGAAAGAGGGGCUUUUACUGUGGUUUUAUCCGGAGGUUCCUUGAUUCAUUCUCUCAGGAAAUUGCUGGAAUCCCCUUAUCUUGAGUCUGUCGAUUGGACGAAGUGGCAUGUUUCUUGGGUGGAUGAGAGGGUCGUGCCGAAGAAUCAUGAAGACAGUAACUAUAAGCUCGCCUAUGACGGUUUUAUCUCAAAGGUCCCCAUUCCUCCCGGUAAUAUCUAUGCUAUCAAUGAUGCACUCACUGCUGAGGGUGCUGCCGAUGAUUAUGAGGCCUGUCUUAAGCAGCUAGUCAAUAACAAGGUAGUUGAUCUGUCAGCAGCUAGUGGCUUUCCUAAAUUUGAUCUCAUGCUUUUGGGCAUGGGUCCGGAUGGUCAUGUGGCGUCUCUAUUCCCCGGGCAUCCUCUCGUCAAUGAGAAUAAACGAUGGGUAACCUUCAUCAAGGACUCUCCAAAGCCACCUCCAGAGAGAAUAACUUAUACUUUUCCGGUAAUCAAUUCGUCUGCAAGCAUCGCCCUUGUUAUAUGUGGAUCUGGUAAAGCUGAUGCUGUGCAUAGAGCGCUUGGGAAUCAGGAAAAUUCUGAUUUGUUGCCUGUCCAAAUUGUUUCACCUGAAGGGAAGCUAACCUGGUUCCUGGACAAGCCUGCAGCUUCUAAACUGUAGGAACAUCCAUGCUAAUAGUAGUGCGGGUUUGGUAAGAUAUUCAAUAAAUUAUCUCUCAUAUGCCAUAUCCAUCUUCCACUGGAUGGAUUUGUAUAGAGAAUAUGUUGUAAUAUGUUGUUAAAAGAAUAUGAAAUGGAUUCAGUUUUUUUCACCAAAAAAAAAUGUUGUAAUAAGAUGUUUUCUUUGUAACUUAUGAAUAUUAAGGCCUUAAUUUAGCCAUGAUUGUAGUGAAGAAGGUUUUGGUUUA